AUGCACCCCCACAUCCACACCCUCCUCCCCUCCUCCACGCCCAACAUCGCCCUCGAAUGCCGCAUCUACCUCCCCUCCUCGGCCGCAGGCACACCCCUCGCCCCCUCCCUCAGCAUGGAGGGGGACUCGUCCCCCAUCCCCCUCGAGAGGAUUGACCGCGGCGCCCUCAAAUCUCUCGGCAUCGACCGCCUCGUCACCGCCGCGCACCCAUGGGCGCGCCUCGGCGGCAACAUGCUGUUUCCCGUCAUCGCCCACCACCUCCCGCGCGCAGUCUACGACGCCAACUCUUGCGCCGCAGUCGCGACUUUCAACGUCCGCGGGGUGGGGCUGAGCGGCGGAUCCCAGCCGUGGCCGGGCUGGGGGAUCGGCGCGGACGCCGACGACUUCGCCGCCGUCGAGCGGGCGGUGCUCGACCUGGUCGGCGACGUCGCCGUCUACCGCCUCGGAUAUUCGUACGGGACCCUCCUCGCGCUCAACGCACCACGGGGCGUAAAGCGCCUCAUGCUCCUCUCACCCGCGCCGACGCUGUUCAAAGCCAUGACGGCGCUGCGCGGCCCGACGUUCCAACAGGGCCUCGAGGCUGCGCUCGACGCGGCGCCGGACGCACAUUCCCUCUGGGCGGUGUACGGCACCGCAGACGAGUUCACGGGCGUCGCGACGCUGCGACAGCUGGGCGGACGCCGGACGGACUUGAUCCGCAAAGUCGAGAUCGAGGGGUGUGGGCAUUUCUACGCGCGGACAGAGGACGCGCGCGCGCUUCGCGCCGCCAUUGCAGAGUGGAUCGCAUAG
Cutaneotrichosporon oleaginosum is the source of this 789-nucleotide messenger RNA. RefSeq lists its product as uncharacterized. Lineage: Eukaryota; Fungi; Basidiomycota; Tremellomycetes; Trichosporonales; Trichosporonaceae. The record is from RefSeq and is a predicted model, not a curated record.